AUGGAGUAUCUUUCCAAAAGUGCUUCAUGUUCCUCGGAUUCCCAUGGCGGAUCAAGUAUCUAUAAAAAACGAGCCAAGCGAUCUCUUACUAGUACACGUCGAUCUACGGAUAGCUCUGAUGACAGUGCUGCACUUCUUGGAGUUGCUGGUCCAAGCCGUCAAGGACGUAGUCGACGCCAUGUAGAAGUUUCGUCCGAUGAUGACAGUGACCAUUCGGAAGAUCUAGACGAUCCGAUCGAUAGUGGAUUGCCUACUAUGAUAUUGGAAAUGCGAAAAAUGGGCGAACAAAUCGUCAAUGUCUGUAAGGCGUUGAAGAAGACGUUGAUUGGAAUGAAGCAGCGUAAGAAAUCCAGGAUUAAAAAUAGCCGCAAGUUUUAUCACAACUCCAUAAAAUCAUCUUCCUAUAAAAGAGUAUCACAUAGGCGACGCAGCAGGAAGAAUGUAAUAUCAAGUGAGGUAGAUUCAGAACUGGAAGCUAACAAAGCCUCGGCCGAUGUGAGCGUUGCUCAAGAGCAUUCAUCAUCCGGCAGCGUAGAUUACACCGAUUAUAUGCUACCUAAUGUCAAUGAGGAGACAAGUUCUCUGGAAAUACCUGUAAACCAGCCGUCGAGCUCUCAUUCGACUACCGAUCAAGUUGGACAAUCUUCCAAUGUAACCAAUGGCGGUAGUAUUAAUUACCAUUCGAGUAGUUGCAGCGAUCGUAGUUUUGGUUGUGACACUACUGCUCCGUCGCAAACACAAAGUAUGUCAACUUUUUUGUUAAACGAUAAUUCUUUGCUGGAAAAUUCUCACACAGAUGGUUGUGUGAUAAACGAUGAUAUUUUUGAUUGCGAUCUAGAUUUUGGAGCAAUACCGUCUAACGUUUCGGCUAUUUUUGAGAAUUUGGGUGCAAUAGAAAAAUUGGAUCAACAACCGCAAUCUGAUAAUAUCCCACAAUUAGGAGAAGUACAGACCCAACAUGACAGUUCGAAUGACGAUGUAAUUUUCGUCAGCUCAAGUAUCCGCAAACAGAAAACAUGUUCAAUCACGGAAAUCAAACCAGACCCGGACGGUAACGCCCUAGGUCGAGUUAAGCAGUCCUCAAAGACUCUAGAUUCAUGGUUAAUCCGAGGAGAGCCUGUAGGCUCAGGUACUCGGCAAUGUGUCCAAGUAGCAUCAAUAAAGCUACCUCGCAAUGAAGAAGCAGACACGAAUUUAUCGGAACUAAAUUCACCCGUUGUGACUGCCGAACUCCCUACAAGAUCAGUUUUAUCAGCAGACGAAAACAUUUCACAUGGCGAAGAAAACAAAUCAAAUGUGAUCGAACCUGCUUCUGAAGGCAUGUCGAGUUCAAAGUCACCGAUAGAUACGGCCAAUUGUCAUAAGUCUAGUUUGAACCAAGAACCAGACAGCAGUUACAGCGUUCAUCUUAAUCAAAACUUUAGCACUAGCAAGAGCUCGCAAGAAGAGAGCAACGAUGUGAGACUGAUGAAAAAAGAUAUUGAGCAGCGCCUGCGUGUAAAUGAUCUUUCGUGGGCAACUCAACGUGCCAUUCGCGAAGAGAACUCUCGGAUUAAAAAAGUUACGCGCAAUAACGAUCGUUUACAACAACAGCUGAUUCGGUACAAAAAUGCAAUGCCAACCAAUCAGCUGAUCUUAGAUUACGACAAAGAUAGAAAAAUGUUUAUCCGUGUACAUCCGGAGUUGGUAAUAAAAAUGAAAUCCCACCAAAAAGAUGGGGUUAAGUUCAUGUACGAUUGUUGUUACGGAAAUAUUGCUGAUGUUAAGAGCACAAAUGGUUCGGGUUGUAUAUUGGCACAUUGCAUGGGCCUAGGAAAAACAUUCCAAGUUAUAGCACUAAUCAAUACGGUGAUUAGCUACCCGCAAUUGAAAACCAGGCGAAUAAUUGUGGUAUGUCCGAAGAGUACGGUCAUGAAUUGGGUCCAAGAGAUUCACAACUGGUUGGGUGGUAUUCAGAAUAUUGUUAAAUUGAAUGCAUUUUUUUUACCCGAUACCUCCUCUAUCCAAAAGAAAAUAGAAGUACUUCGAAGCUACCACAAGCUGUCGGCAGGGGACGCAAAUAUUCUAAUUAUCGGCUACGAAGCAUACCGUGCUCUGAUUUUCUACGAUGCCGCAAACAAGCAUGGUAAGCUACAUUCAGAAUCCGUACGAGCUGAGGUACGUCAGUACUUGAUCAACCCGGGCCCGGAACUAAUUAUUCUUGAUGAAGGUCACGUUAUCAAGAAUCGUAAGUCACAAACAAACCUAGCAGUAUCCGAAGUGGCAACUAAGAGACGAAUCAUUCUUACCGGAACACCCAUUCAAAAUAAUCUUAAUGAAUACUUUUGUAUGGUAAGUUUCGUAAAACCGGCUUUCCUGGGCAACGAAAAAGAAUUCAACGAACAGUACGCCAAACCAAUCAGGGAUGGUCAGCAUAAGGAUUCCAACACUCAGGAUAUUCGUUUAAUGAAAACCAAAUCGUAUAUCCUGCACAAGCGCUUGGCCAACUUUGUUCAACGAAAAGAAUUCUCCGUACUCAAGGACUCGCUACCUCAGAAGUUUGAAUACGUGCUGUAUGUGCCGCUAACUCCAGUUCAAGAGCACUUAUACGAGCAGUACCUGAAGCGGAAUCCCUUCCGAAAGGAUGUGGGAGGCUUCAAUUUGUUGGAAGAUUAUACAUUCCUACGAAAAAUUUGGACUCACCCGAUAGUGCUAGAGCGGGCUUGGGAGACUGCCUUGAAGAAAAAAGGUCACGUCCCAAAGCGCCGGACAGGUCUUCGAGGUCAUGCUAGCCCUGACGAAGAUGACGAUGACGUUGACAAUGCUCGCUCGAUCACCAACAUCUGGUGGAAGCAAAUCAUCAGCUCGGAUGACCUGGAAUCACUCUUCCCAAGCAACAAAAUGCUGUUAUUGUUCGAGAUCCUCAAAAUAUGUCAAGAGCGACGCGAAAAGUGUUUAAUUUUUUCAGGUUUUGUCAUGGUUCUGAACAUGGUCGAACAUUUCAUGAAAAGUAUUCAUGAGCAGAAUCGAAAUCCAAAAGCUCGAUCAUAUGGAUUGUCGAGGUUUCAAGGUCCCUGGCGACCAGGAGUCGAUUAUUACCGUAUAGAUGGCGGCACACCAAUGUCCAGUCGACAAGAUAUGAUCACUAAAUUCAAUGAUCCCCAAAACCAUGUGACUCGUACUUUUCUCAUAUCCACCAAAGCUGGUGGAUUGGGCAUUAAUCUUGUCGGUGCAAACCGAGUUAUCAUUCUUGAUACUUCAUGGAAUCCAGCUACUGAUCAGCAAGGAAUUUUCAGGGUCUAUCGUCUAGGCCAACAGAAAACAUGUUAUAUUUACCGGUUGCUAGCGCUUCACACGAUGGAAGAGAAGGUAUACUCAAGGGCAGUAACCAAACAGGCGAUGAGUCAUCGUGUGGCCGACAAGAAGCAGGUUGAUCGUAACUACAACAUGGCCGAGCUUGAAGAGCUUUACCACUUCGAACGCAUUAAUCUGGCUGCACGUCCGAAUCUUGCCCCCGCAGAAGACGAUAUGCUGUCUACACUGUUGUUAAGGCACGACAGCCUCAUUUACCGAUACCACACGCACGAACAAAUGCUGGAAAACAAAACAGAGCAGGAUUUGACCGAUUUGGAAAAAGAAGUGGCUUGGACUGAAUUCAAGAAAAAAGGGCUUGGUCCAGACGAUGAUCCUAUUGGCGACUUAGGCAAAUCGGAUUCUCAUCUAUCGGAGGCUGAUAUCGAUAUGGAGCUUAGAAACAUUUUUGAGAAAGCCUGCACAGCUAAUACAAACGAUACCGAUCAUUUCACUACCAGUUUAGAACCUAUUGUUAUUCCACCAAAACAGCCGGUGUUCAAGGCCGUCGACGACAAGUUGCUAGCAAAGGCGAAGGAAAUAAACACAUACAAAGAAUUGAUGAAAACUACCAGCCCAAAUACGCAAUUAAGUGUUGACAAACACCAUUUAGAGCCUGAGAGGGCGUGGAUAACUUUUCGGCGGUUGGACGUGGUGAAUUUUCAGACGUAA
Molecule: messenger RNA, 4002 nt
Organism: Topomyia yanbarensis
Lineage: Eukaryota; Metazoa; Arthropoda; Insecta; Diptera; Culicidae
Product: transcriptional regulator ATRX homolog
Exons: 6
Coding region: 1-4002 (1333 amino acids)
Cellular component (GO): nucleus
Molecular function (GO): ATP binding; ATP hydrolysis activity; ATP-dependent chromatin remodeler activity
Source: RefSeq, a predicted model, not a curated record